AUUUAUCCUCCUAUACGUAUUAAUUUAAACGAAUAUAUUUUUUAUAUGAUUUAUUUUUUUUUCAAAGGUAUUUCACCCAAAAUACGUUAAGGAGACAUAUUAUAUGGAGUUCAAUAUGUACUUGUGUGCGUUCGUUUGUGUUUGUAUAUAUAAUCACAAUGCAUUUCUAUUUCAUGGCUAAGCUCUUUUGAAACUGUCGAAUGAAACACACAGACAAGUUAAAUCGAUAAUACUUUUUCUAAGGAAAUGGAUUAUCAGCAUUACGUUAAAUGCAUCAAACAGCUGCAGACGAGCGAAAGGGCAUACGAUAGCAGAAGGAUUUCUAUGGAGUUGAUGGAAGAAGAGGAAUACGAAGAGGAGGAGGAAGAAGAAGAUAAAGAAGAAGAGAAGGAGAUGGUAUCGAAUCUUCACGCGAAUCCAAAGAUUAAAACGGAGACGAGACUUGGUCUGUGCUCCGUUUGUCAUCUUAGCAUUGCCGAUAGAACUUUAAAUGAGACGAACGCUGCUUUUGAACGAGCUUCUUUUUCUUCCCAAGGACAUCUCUUGUGUCGUCGUUGCAUAGAACACUUUUCCUUUCAAUCAGGAGGGAACAAAGCGAUGACUUGUAAAGUUGAAGUACCCGAAUCGAUGAUCACCUCUUAUUCUAAUGAUUCUAAUGUGGAACAAAGCGAUGGCAGAUAUCAGCAACACAGUUAUUAUAAUAUAAUACGGAAGAGCGAACAAGAUCGAUGCAAUAACGAAUUUAAAUUUAAUGGACAGACUACGUGGGAAUACUCUCGUAGACCGAUACGCUGUCCUUGCAUCGAUUGCGACGUUAACAUUGCAUUUUCGGCACUUACGCAUCAUUUCCUUUUUGAUCAUCCGGAAGUACCUAUUCUGAGCGUUGAAUCUGGUGUGAAAAGCACAUUGAUCAUUAGUUUCGAAGCACUCUCUUAUGAUACCAGUCGAUGUUUAGCACUUCUAUUGGUAUCUGAUAAAUUAUCAGAUUCUGCUUCAAGAGUAUUCAAUAGUAAUCAGAUCAAUCCUAAAUACCGGAAUCGUCUACCUCUUCCGCUAUUAGCUGCUCGCUUAAACUCCAUAAAUCAUUAUUCACCUUCUGACGAGGUUUAUACUCGUGGAGAAGGUCAAUAUGAGAAGAAUAUAAUAAUCGUCUGGGUCGCGGGAUUGGAUAUCGGAAAUGCCACAAAUAUUCUCCGAUGUAGUAUUCAAGCCAUGGAUAAUAUCGAUACUGAAAGUGUCCGAUCAUUAACGUACACGGGUCCAAUAAAUUCACUAAGGACAGCUCAACGACCGCGAGAAGUUUUUUUAAAUGGUGAUUGUAUCGUUCUUCACGAAGGCUUGAUCAGUCAUAUUACUUCCGGAUGUACCAAUCUCAACGUGAACGUUAUCAUUCAUUAGUCACGUUUUCAUAAUUGGAAAAUAUCUACCACA
Molecule: messenger RNA, 1431 nt
Organism: Vespa mandarinia (Asian giant hornet)
Lineage: Eukaryota; Metazoa; Arthropoda; Insecta; Hymenoptera; Vespidae
Source: RefSeq, a predicted model, not a curated record